Molecule: messenger RNA, 1279 nt
Organism: Verruconis gallopava
Lineage: Eukaryota; Fungi; Ascomycota; Dothideomycetes; Venturiales; Sympoventuriaceae
Exons: 1
Coding region: 117-1091 (324 amino acids)
Molecular function (GO): 4-hydroxy-tetrahydrodipicolinate synthase activity
Source: RefSeq, a predicted model, not a curated record
CUCAUCCUGCCAUAAACACUCUACAGCAAUCGGCCCCCGUUGAGAUCACCAAAAAAAAAGAAAAAAAAAAUAGAGACGUGGAGGAGUGAUCACUCGCAGGCCGUUCAGCAGCAAAAAUGUCGCACAGCUACCCGGUCCCAAAGCCUGGGUGCUACGUGCCCGCAGUCACGUUCUUCGAGCCGCACAGCGAGCGUCUGUGUCUCGAAGAGCAGGCAAAGUACUACUCGUUCCUGGCCAGCACCGGGCUGAAGGGACUGGUCGUGCUGGGAACAAAUGCCGAAACGUUUCUUCUGACGCGCGAAGAGCGCAAGAUCCUGUUGGAGACCGCCCGUCGCGCCGUGCCCGCCGGGUUUCCCAUCAUCGCCGGCGUCAGCGGACAUUCGACCGUGCAAGUGCUCGAAUACAUCGACGACGCCCACCAAGCCGGGGCGGACUUUGCGCUUCUGCUGCCCUGCGCGUACUUUGGGAAGCAGACGACGCCGGCGGUCAUCAGGGGCUUCUUCUCCGACGUCGCCGCCCGCUCGCCGCUUCCCAUCAUCCUGUACAACUUCCCCGCCGUCUGCAACGGCGUCGAUCUCGACUCCGACACCAUCGCGGAGAUUGCGAGCGCCCACGAGAACGUCGUGGGCGUCAAGCUCACGUGUGGCUCCGUGGCGAAGAUCGCCAGGCUGGCAGCCACGUUUCCGCCUUCGCGCUUUGCGGCCUUUGGAGGCCAGUCGGACUUCCUGCUCGGCGGCCUGGCCGUCGGAAGCGCUGGAUGCAUCGCCGCCUUCGCCAACGUGAUGCCGCGGUCGGUCGCGCGACUGUACGAGCUGUGGCGGACGGGCAAGCAGGACGAGGCGCUGGCGCUGCAAAAGGUGCUGUCGCUCGCCGAGGCACCCACGAAGGCUGGGAUCGCCAGCACGAAAUACGCAGCCUCUCUUCUGACGGCGCCCGCGGCGGGAAUCCAAAACGCAGCGGAGAUGCUGAGGCCGAGAAGGCCGUACGUGGAGCCGGCGCAGGAUCUGAAGGAAAGAAUUGAGAAAACUAUCCUAGCCCUGCGGGACUUGGAAGAUAAUGCUGUCCAACAUGCACCCAAUGGUGUGCACUAAGCACGUUUCACAGACUCGAAUAAAAGAAAAGAAGAAGAAGAGGAAGAAAAGUGAAUAUAGAACGGACGAAAGCAAUCGCGUCUGAUAGACCAUACAGUAGGGUGUCACGAUAAGCGGUGCUAAAUGCAACGGAUCAUACAUCUCUAAUUGUUCUAAUUGCGAUGAACUCGGUCCAAACGACUCUACCG